AUGAAUAAGCCUAUAUAUAGAGAGUAUUCUAACUUAAAAGGAGAUGAUGGAGAUCCUAACAAUACCAGGUUGGUCUAAAUCAAUGAUGAUAACAGUCAUACUCAUAUUGAAAAUUCUAUAAAACAAACUUUCAAUGAAUACAAUAAAUACUAGGAACCAAAUGUUUUCUCACCUUCUAACAGUAACAGUGAGAAAAAAGAGUUGAAAACGGAUACUUAGAAAGAAUUUAAAGCUCCCAGACUCAUUAUAUAAAAUAUAACAGACUCUGACAAACUCAUUGAAAUAACAACUACUGAUCAUGUUGAUAAGUUAGACCCUAUAAAGUCAUUAAAGGGUAUGUUGGGUUCAGAAACUGUAUAAUAUCAAAAAAGAAGAAUCAAAUUUAGAAAUCCGACUUAUGAAUUUAAGGUAAGAUAAAAGAAGAUAUUAAAUUGGAAAUCAGAAGCAAUGUGUAAAUGGAAAAUCAAUCUCAUUAUUAUUUUAUUUGUUGUAAGGUUAGAAAAGAAUAUAAAUCAUAAAAAUUAGAUAAAACAUUAGAUUUAAACAAUCAAGCAAGAAAAUAGUAAUAACAAAUUUAAUUAAUAAGAGAAUCGUGUCAAAAAGAUAUGCAUCUCAGUAUUAAAAUUGAUGUGUGGAUUAUUUUUAGCAAUGUUAAUAAGUUUUAUGUUGUUGCCCUUUAUUUUAAUUUCAGAUUUAUUCUUAAGGCUUUAUACUUAUAAUAGUUUAUAUGUAAAAUAUGCAUGGUCAUAUGA
Paramecium pentaurelia is the source of this 752-nucleotide messenger RNA. The record is from the annotation of a GenBank genome assembly. Lineage: Eukaryota; Ciliophora; Oligohymenophorea; Peniculida; Parameciidae.